Messenger RNA from Plectropomus leopardus (leopard coralgrouper), 7017 nucleotides. RefSeq names its product leukocyte receptor cluster (LRC) member 8 (gene leng8). Gene Ontology annotation, cellular component: nucleus. Lineage: Eukaryota; Metazoa; Chordata; Actinopteri; Perciformes; Serranidae. The record is from RefSeq and is a predicted model, not a curated record.
UUGGUCGUCAGUGAAGAAGGAAACAAACAUGCGAGUGUUCACUUAGUUUGCACAUUUAAGAAAAGCAUAUUACCGUUUGACUUGUUUAGAUAGAUUGGCAUAGGUAGCAGUCAGUUGCGUUUAUUUUUUAUCUGUUCAUCGUCGUGUCAGAUUUCAUCUUGUUUACGUUUUGCCUUUAGCAGGGGAGCUAACGCUAACGACGUUAGCCGGCUAGCUUAGCUAGCAACUGUCCAAGCGUUAGCUUUCUAACGCUAACAGUCUGUGGCGAAAUGGCGGCCAACACGACGCAAGUAACCCCUACAACAAACUGGUCCUAUGGUGGUUCUGGAGACGGCCAGGUUCAUGAAAACCCAGAAUGGGAGAAAGCAAGACAAGCACUGGCAUCUAUUAACAAAAGUCAGAGCUCUGCUAAGACUACACAAGCCAACCGGACAGCAACAGCAGAGGCCGGUCAGUUUCAGCCAGCAGUAACUGACUCCGUUGCCAUUCAGCAGCAGCAGCAGCAACAACAACAACAACAGCAGCAGCAGCAGCAGCAGUACUAUCCAUGGUACCAGCAAACUCAGCAGCAUUAUCCUGGAUACACAUACCCCUAUAAUUACUACUACCCCAUGGGUCCAUAUGGAGCUACAUACCCACCAAAUCAGUAUGGUGUACCUCCAGGGCCUUACCCGGGAACUCCUACCUCCAAUGGACAGCCUCCUCCGGUGCCUGGAAUGGAAGACCAGUCCCCCGGCUACCCCUCCCAACCACAGCCUCCUCCCCCUGCGACUCCUCAGCCACCCCAGAGCCCAACCACCUCAGAAAACCCCCCUCCUCCUCCACCCCCACCAAUUCCUCCCCCACCCAACUCCCAGUACCCCCCCCCCCCCUCACAAAAUGCUUACGGUGCUAAUAACUCCAUGCCAUACCCACCCGGUGACCCCAACCAAAUGCAGGUUUACAAUCAUUCCCAGGGAAGGCCAAACUAUGGACAGGGCUUCCAGACCCAGAACACCUAUCAGCCCUCGCAGAACCCCUCCCAGCAGCAACAGCAGCCAGGCCAGUAUGUCCCAGGGCUUGGCAGAGGAGAGGCCAACAAAAACAAAAACCAAAAACAAGGACAACAACUGUGGCACCGCAUGAAACAGGCACCCGGGACAGCGUCUGUAAAGUUCAGUAUUCACAAGAGGCCCUAUCAGGUUCAGUGUUCUCAAAUGUCCAAUCAGACUUUCCCUCCAGGCGAGCAGCCCUCAGGAUUGAAUCCAGCUCCUUCCUCCCCAGCUACUGCGAGCGCUGCACCUGGAGGGGCUCAGACACGACCCCAGGACUGGCCCCAAGCCAUGAAGGAAUACGUGCAGCGCUGUUUUACAGCCUGUGAGACGGAGGAAGACAAAGAUCGUACAGAGAAGGUUCUGAAGGAAGUGUUGCAGGACCGGCUGAAGGAUGGCUCUGCUUACACCAUUGAUUGGACUCGUGAGCCGCUGCCAGAACUAAAGGUCAAGCAGUCUCGCUGGGAGGCUGUUCCAUCCCAGAGGUCCUCAGACGGCUCUAUUAGCCGCGGUGGAAGUACAGUGGCUGCAUCGUCAAGAGGCAGGGGCGGUGGACACAGACUGGGCCACUACAGGAAUGUAUUUUCCCAAAGGAGUCCAUCUUCUAGUUCCUCCCGCUCCUCCUCCCGCUCUCCAUCCCCCUCCCAUGGCCGACACAGGGACCGCAGCAACCAAAGGCACAGACGCAGUGAUUCUGGCUCACAAUCGGACAGCAGCAUCUCCAGUGACCUCCGACCCCAGCUGUCACGAAGGAAUCAGAGAGGUGCUCGUGGUCGUGGUAAUGACAGGGAUAGAGGCCGGGGAGGUGGAGAGAGAGGACGAGGAAGAGGAGGAAAAGCAAACCGAGGAAGGCGAAAUAUGGACGAUUCCACUGCAGCUGUUGGAAAGAAGAGGAAAGGUGGCAACGCCGGUCUGGAUUUCCACGACCCCAACAGAGAAGCCAAAAAGCAGAGCAGAGCGGCUCGUUUCCACAAGCAGCUGCGUUCAGAGCCCCUGGUCCUCUCCAUCAAUGCCCUGGACUUACCUGAUGGGACACAGGAGGGCCUCAGCUGGGAGGACUGCCCCAUUGUGGGGACAUGCCAGGACAUUUCCAAGCCCUACCUGAGGCUCACCUGUGCCCCGGACCCCUCCACUGUGCGCCCUGUGCACGUCCUGAGAAAAUCUCUGCAGGCUGUGAAAGUCCACUGGAAAACCCACCAGGACUACACCUAUGCCUGCGAACAGAUGAAGUCCAUACGACAGGACCUCACGGUCCAAGGAGUUCGUACUGACUUCACAGUGGAAGUGUACGAAUGUCAUGCACGCAUUGCACUGGAAAAGGGAGACCAUGAAGAGUUCAACCAGUGUCAGACGCAGCUGAAGGCCCUGUAUAAGGACAAUCCCUCAGAGAACAUUGGAGAGUUUACAGCGUAUAGAUUGAUGUAUUACAUCUUCACUAAAAACUCUGGAGAUCUGACCACGGAGUUGGUGUACUUGACCCCGGCAUUGCGGGCAGAUGACUGUGUGGCUCAUGCUCUGGCACUCCGCGCUGCCUGGGCGUUAGGAAACUAUCGGCGCUUCUUUAAGCUGUACCUGGAAGCCCCGCGCAUGGCUUCAUACCUCAUUGACAAGUUUGUAGAGAGGGAAAGAAAGGUUGCUCUUCGGGCCAUAUUCAAAACGUUCAGGCCCGACUUGCCGGUUGAAUAUGUGCAGUCCAAUCUGGGCUUCUCUUGUUUAGACUCCUGUAUGGCCUUUCUUACUGGGCUAGGUGUCACCUUCUGUCAAUAUGACCCCCAAAAGAUAGACUGCAAAGCCAGCACAGCCACUUUGGCUGCUUCCUGAGGAGGUGGGGGGUGGUGGGGGUAGCACCAUGAAGGGAGAUGUGAAGGGACCAUCAUGGAUCCUUACAUAAACAAUGCACUGCACUUCAGACACCUCAGCCUGUUCAGACAGAUAGGGUAGUUGGCAGACUAACAACAAUAGACAACCCAUAUAGACAGAUACACGCUAGAAUACCCAGCUGCAAGACUCAGACUCCAGAUGUUAUUUCCGACACUCAGAUAAAGUUUGAAACAUGAGUCUGCACACACUGUCACUCAAACAUUAUAGAUCAGUCUGAUGCCCAAACCACAUUUAUUAUGCCAGUAAAGUGAGUGAACGCUUUAGAUUUGGGGUUAACAUGUAAUCUCAGCACUUAGAAGCCAACAAGUCACAGAUCCAGAUCAGGGAGGCACCCUCAUGGUUCCUGUUCCAUAACCACCGUCAGAUGUCAAAGCUAACAGUGUUCUGUUAUGUCUUUUCCUUCCUCAAGUCAACAGCUCCAAGACCUGAAGACUCAAGGCUUGUCGAACCAAAAGGGAAAUACAAACAGCUGUUCUUCAAGUCAUUCAUCCAGUGAAGCCCACAGAUUCAGGUCAGCUUCACAAAUUCCUCUUAAAGACUGUGAAACAACGCGGUGAGAAGAGGUGGUGGUUUGUAUGUCCUGUCCUGCAACCGGUUUCCUCAAGGUGUCCGCAGCUGGCUGCUCCGCGUCCCCAGUCAUAUGGCCGAUAAGAGCAAUGGACUGAGUCUUAAGUUUUGUUCCUGAUUAAAUUACGUUGCAUUCAUUCGCCAGUCACAGUCAUGAAAUUGUUGGCCAGCUGUGGGGAAAAAGUCUCAAUCCGAUGAGCAUUGACUUUGUGUGUGAUAAAGGAUAAAGGCAAGUGUUCUUCAUCAAGGUGAUCUCCUCAUUCCCUCGUCCCCUUGAACCAAGCACCGUCUCCAGAAUCAACGCAGCUUUAGGCAGAGAGGGAAUCUGCUCCCAUCGUCCUCAGGUAGACGUCCCGCCAGCAGCCUGGAGUCCAGCAGAACCCGAUCGACGCAGCAAAGUGAUGAAGCCCGUCUUUCAUCCCUGUUCAUCUUUAACCUCGCCAGCUGCUUUAUGAAAAGAAACAGGCGGCCGUCUCUAAAUACAGCUGACAGCUGAUGGUGGAGCAUCAACGGGAAAACGGCUGCUGUUACAAGAAGGAGUAACAACGAGUGGUUUGUAUGUUACAUCUGGCUGUGGUUUGCAAGGCUGGUAAGCGAGAGGGACUUCUCUGGAAGGAGGUGGAUGACGGCACAGCAGAGACGUCGCCUCACGUCUUCUGUGUCUUUUUUUUAAUCUUGUAGGUUUUUUGGUUUUUGUUUGUUUUUAUUUUUGGACAGCAGUAUUCUUUUGACCAAAGGCAAAAGCAUUAUGAAGCUACAAAGCAUUUUUUAAUGAAAAUUCCUAGGUUGAUAUUGGACAGAUAAAUUGGUAUAAUAUCCGAUUUGAUAAUAUAUUAAGUGCCGGUGAUGGUGACAAUGAGAUCCCAGAUUUUUUUCUGCACAUGUACUUGUGCUGUCUAAAUAUCAAACGGUAAAUUAUUUACAUUAAAACAUGAGUUUUAAACCUACGUAGACAGUAAUAACGAAAGAGGGAGAUGCAAGUCGAGUAAGUUUUUCCAGUAAUUCUGAUGAAAUGUUAUAAAAUACAACCUGCGAAUGUAGCGUUUUUUCUCCCAAAUAAGCGGCAGUGGAGUUGGUUCUUUCUGAUGCGUUUUUGGUCCAUUUUUCCUCAGGAGAUUUGUGUUUUUUAGGAUCUAGAAUACUGAUGGUGGUGGUGCUCACUAUUUUAGGUGAUAAUUGAGAAGAAAUAUUAACAACAGUACUUUAAGUAGCUUGAAAAUAUCAGGAAAUGUCCCGUUAACCAACAGAACCUCUCAAGCUGGCUAAAACUAAUACUGCUUUUCACCACAUCCUUUAAUUUGGGUCUUCAUAUAGAAUGAUUGUGCUGACGCUGAAAACACAGGUCCACAUUGUUCCUCAUAUUUAGAUUUUUUGAUUUUAUUUGAUCAGUAUUGAUUACCACUGAAGAAAUGUUGAGCCGGAGGUAUUUAAGACUGUGGUGUAACAUGAGUGGAUGCAGGCUUGCUAUACAAUCUACAUGUUUACUUGUCUACAGAGUAUAUUUUUGUAAAUAUUGUAUGAUAUUGCUGUGAUUUCUUUUCAUUAAGUGCAUAGCGUAGGCUGUUUUUGUUCACACACGGGUAAGUGUGAUUUUUUUUUUUUCUUUUUGUGAAUAUGUAAACUUAAAUGCAGACAGAUCUGGAUUGGCUUGUGCGUUAUGUAUUUCCCAUUACAGUGGAGAUAAUAAUAGCAGUUUCCAGUGCUAGUUUCUCCUAUUACAGCCCGAAAACAUCAGCACAGCCUCUCAAACCGCACUGUGGCGAGACGUCGUGCUUAAUUUCCAGUGAUGUGACAUAUGUGGUUGUAAAAAUUGUCCAUCAGGCAAAAACACACUGCCACAUUUGUGUCACUGAACUGUGGCAGUGUCCAUUCAAAGCUGAUACAUACAGUGACAAAUGGGAUCACGAUUUCUAAACAAAUGCUAUGUUAACGCCUUUCCAUCAGAUUUGACAGAACUCCCGUAAACCUUGACCGUUAAUUUGUUUUGUCAAACUGCUCACUGUUGACCAUUAUUUCAGCAAACAUUUUGUAAUGACAACAAUCUCAACAUGUUUUCUUUCUUCCCCCUUCAUUUACCUGACCCCCUGCCCUCUUUGCUGUUCCCUCCCCUCACUCCCCAAACCCUCCUCUCACACACCACCAGACCUCUCAUUCUUCAGCUCGUAGCACUGCUGCAUUGCAGGAGCACAUGGAGCGAUGUUAAGUGGGCGAAUGACCUCCAGACGCCAGCCGGAGAGUGAAAUUGUGAGCAAUCCAAGUGUUGGUUUGACCCACUCGAGUUGAAGCCACACAGCUGAUGAAAUACAUGGGAGCGUCACACAGUGAAAUACAGAAAAAUGUUGCUGCUAACAGAUUUGCUGCUAACCCAAAAAUUUAAAAUGUUUACCGUGCACCAUGAUACCUGUUUAGCUUUAAAAAAAAAAAAAACCCAAUGUUUGAUGAUUGACAAAGUCACCAUGUACUGCUGCUUUCUGUUUGUCCAGAUGCAUUUAGACUUUAUUUAAAAAAAUUUAGAAAAGCGCCUACAGACAUUUGCUGGUAAAAAAUUGUAUUUGUUUUCUUUCAUCCUCUUUAUUUAGUUAGGAAUCCUUUGGUUGGUGUUUGAUUGUGUACGAGUCAAAAAGUUUCAGUUGAGACUAGUUUUGAGAGUUUAAACCCUCAUUUAAGAAAUGUGUCUGGACAUACAGAAUACGUUGUUACCCUCAAAUUCUCCUGCAUUUAGUAACAUUUUUUAUUUUCCAUAGCGAGCUUUCUUUUUUUAGGCAGUGUUUCUUAUUUUGACCAGUGCUGGUGUGUGCUCCCAAAUUAAGAAAUGACCCUUUGGUUUCUUCUUAUGUGUAUGAGCUUGACUGAUGGUUGAUUGAUUUAUUUUACACAUAUUUAAAGUGUGUACAUGUGAUGUCUCAGGUUUUCAGCAUUGAUACAGCCCAGGAUGUUUGCUCUCGUUUAUUUUUUAAGUAGAAAUAUUCACCCCGAAAAACUAACUACACAUUUUCAUUUUGGAUGUUUUGUUUUCCCCUCUCUGAUGCCCGAGUCAUGUUUUCAGUAUUUUUUUUUUUUUUUUUUUGCUCCCAUGUUACUGUACACCUCCUCAUCAGUCUCUCUGUAACUCCUCUCUUGACAUUUACUGGAAGAACUCCCAUGUCCCUCUCCUCUGCUGUGUUCAUUUUCUUUGAAUUAGUCUUUUCUCUGUUCUCACUUUCUCUUUUUUCCUCUCCCUGCAUGCUGUCCUCUCCUGCUCUCUCCUACAGAUCUCUAACCAGUAUUUGUUCUCCUCACCCUUACCUUUUCCUUUUAUGUUGAGUAUGUUUGUGACCGUCUGCCGUGUGCAUUUAGUCACUCUCACUAGUAAGUAUUGUAUUGCGUCUGCAAUGCUUUAAUAGAUUAUGUUGCGGCUCACUAACAACUGAAGCUGAAGGUUAAUCUGCAAUGCCUCCUCUCAAUCUACAGAUCUGACAUGAUAAACUGCCAUUUUGUAAAUAACGUGUAUAUAUAUUUUUUUGGAGAAAAAAAUCUAAUAAACUUCAAGUAUAAAGGG